This is a messenger RNA of Suillus paluster, 1542 nucleotides long. Its product is annotated as peptidase S28. Gene Ontology annotation, molecular function: serine-type exopeptidase activity; dipeptidyl-peptidase activity. Gene Ontology annotation, biological process: proteolysis. The transcript has 10 exons. Bases 1 to 1542 code for a protein of 513 amino acids. Lineage: Eukaryota; Fungi; Basidiomycota; Agaricomycetes; Boletales; Suillaceae. The record is from RefSeq and is a predicted model, not a curated record.
AUGUGGGCCAUUACGCUGCUCCUACUUGCAGGUGUCGCCCGAGCGGCUAUCCCGAAUGCCAUGCUCCGUGGCAUGCCUUUUCUCCCAAAAAUCCCAGUGCCAGAACGUCAUGUCACUUCACCGGAUGGUACAGCACUCCCACCACUUACGACGGUCUAUUACUUUGACCAGCUCAUCGAUCACAAUGAUCCAAGUCUCGGAACCUUCCGUCAGCGAUACUGGAUGGACUGGGAGUUUUAUGAGCCCGGUGGUCCCAUCAUAUUGAUGACACCUGGAGAGUCUGACGCAGAUGGUUACGAAUCCUAUACUACCAAUCUCACCAUCAAUGGCCUCAUUGCUCAACAACAGAAAGGUGCAGCUAUCCUUAUCGAACACCGUUUCUUCGGCUAUUCCAAUCCAUACGACAACCUCACCUCACAAUCUCUCGCUCUCCUCACCAUCCAGCAGGCCGUUGAUGAUCUCGUGUAUUUCGCCACCAAGGCCGACCUUCCGAUGCCUGGGGGUAAUGCUGUGAAGCCAGGCCAGGCGCCAUGGAUCCUGGUCGGAGGGAGCUACUCGGGAGCCCUCACCAGUUGGACGAUGGUCAACAAACCGGGAAUUUUCUGGGCUGGAUAUGCAUCUUCGGCUGUCGUGGAAACGAUUGUUGACUACUAUGGUUAUUUUACCCCGAUUCGCAACUACAUGCCAAAAAAUUGUUCUUCCGAUGUAGAGGCAGUUAUUGCCCACCUGGAUAAGAUGCACGCAGCUCAUGACACCUCUGGAAUCCAGACGCUCAAGGAAGCAUUUGGUCUUGGCAGUCUUACACAUGUAGACGAUUUUGCAGCUGCACUUCAAUACAACCUGUUUAACUGGCAAGAUCUACAACCUUUUAGUGGCCGAGGAGCACUGUUCUUCCAAUUCUGUGAUGCACUUGAGGUCAAGGACGGUGUCGUUGCGGGACCUGAAGGAUGGGGACUUGAAAACGCCAUCUCCUCUUGGGGUAACUUCUGGAAUACCACAUAUUACAACCAUGUCUGUAACAACCAGGAUGCUGAGGACUGUAUUGGGACGUACGACACGAGCCAGUCCUACUGGACAAAUGUUACCGUGAAUAACGUCAACAGGUCGUGGUUCUGGAUGGUGUGCAACCAAAUCGGAUUCUACCAAGUUGGCCCUCCUAAAGGUCAGCCUGCCAUCGUGAGCCGCAUCCUCCAACCCAUUUACGACGAGCGCCAAUGCGUCAACAUGUUCCCUGAAACCUUCACCUCUCCACCUGUGCCUGCCACGGCAGAGACCAACACAGUAUAUGUUGGCUGGAACGUAGAUAUCCCACGUCUCUUCUUCGCGAACGGACUGCGUGACCCGUGGCGCGAGUCAACUGUGUCUGCUGAUGGGCUGAGGAAGCCCAAUAGUACCGGCAUGCCGAUCUACGAGUCCGAUGGAUUCCAUACAUCAGACUUGAUCACGGGGAGUGGUAUUGUCGACCCUUCAAUCGCCGUCGUACAAAAAGCAGCAUUAAUGUACAUGAAGGAGUGGCUUGCUGAGUGGAAGCCUUCCACAUAG